Molecule: messenger RNA, 2347 nt
Organism: Daktulosphaira vitifoliae (grape phylloxera)
Lineage: Eukaryota; Metazoa; Arthropoda; Insecta; Hemiptera; Phylloxeridae
Exons: 9
Coding region: 335-2197 (620 amino acids)
Source: RefSeq, a predicted model, not a curated record
GUAAAGUGGAAUCAGUUACCCUUACGGUGUCGCCGCUCCUGUUGACCACUUAAAAUCGUUUUGAUUAAUCAACACAAUAUACUCAUAAAUCUCGUUUUUUUGCCCGCGCUCAAGGUUUUAAAUUUUGAUCCGGUAUCAACAUUUCUGAUGCCGGAACAUACAAUUUUAUGUAUUAAUUAAUCCUUAGCAAUAUUAUUCCAGUUAUUUGAAUUUAUCAAUUUUUUUCCGAUAGUUUGUUGAACGCGGACGAAGAUGAUCUAAGCAACUUCAUGUUGAAAUGUUUUUUUGUCUACUGUGAAUAUAGCCUCAACUUUUUUUCAAAUAAGAACUAAGUAUGGCUAAAAAACGCCGUGGUGCCGUUGGCAGGCCUCGUAAGCCUAACAGUGGCAACAAAAGUGGUUCACGUUUAUCAUCUGUGUCCAAACGGGUUGUCAAUUCCGUUCAUAAAAAAUCGCAAUCCCGAAAAUCGAUUUCUUCUAAUAAAUUAGUUUCGAACAAUAAUAGUACUACAUCAAAAUUUGAUCAAGCUGUUCUGCCUACCGUAGUUCAAUUAUGUUCUGAUGAUCCUGUUGUAACCACUUCUAACAAUGGUAACAACACAAUUUCCAAGUCAGGAAAUUGUUCUGGCGGGUCUUCAGAAAAAACAACUGUUUGCCAGCCCCCUAUUGCCAAGACUACCAGCCAGCUUCUUAGAAAUAUGCUUCUAUCUACUGAUCGACUCCGAGCUAAAUCUGCUACUUCAAGUUCAUCUAUUGGUCUUCCAUCUAAUACAUCUAGUAGUGUACCUGCUUCUACACUUGUUAAUAACCCUCCAUAUUAUUAUGAUUACUAUCAACAGUAUGAAAAUGGGCCUCUUAACCUAGAAGUGAUGACACCUCGUAAAUCUUCAAGGGGUAAAUGUUGGAAUAGUAGAAAAUCAAAUGCUAACUCAGUUUCUUUGUCAAAAUCACCUGCUAAUGUUAAUAGAGGUAACUUCUAUACUCCAGCAGAUUUACAUGCAUUUCCUGAUAUACCUCAGUUGGCUGAUGUUGAUGUAGCUGCUAGCUUGAGAGGAGAACGGGAUUGUAUAUUAAAUGAUCAGAUAAGUGCUGACGAGGAAGAUAUAACUAGUAAUACUCAUAUGUCAUGUGUUGAUGAUCAUGAUGUUGAAUCAUCAGCAACUGAAGAUACUCUUAGUAAUCAAUCAACCACAGAUAGUGAACAUCGUGAUUUUGAUCAGCGAUGGGCUACAAUGAUGUCUUCUUCAACAGCAAGAUCAGUUUUUGAUGAAAAUAGUGGUGGAGUUGGAGAUACUGGAAUAAUGAUGACGCCCUCAUGUUGUGGUGACACAUCAACAUUAGAUAGUGAUGAUAGACUUAUUGUUGAUGAAUCCUUGUUUCUUAAUAAUGAUUUGAUGCACAUUCAAAAUUAUAUCAGUGAUACUGUUGAUGCUGCCAAUGAAGAUGCUAUAAUACCUUUACCUGAUACAACAGAUGUAAUAUGCACAUUGCAAUAUUAUGAAUCCCGUUUAUUAGCUGAUCAUCAUUUACAAAACAUAAAUGCGGAAAAUUUAUCAACAGUCGUUAAUGCAAAUGAAAAUGGGCAACAAUAUCAUCAUCAUACUUUGGCUGAGUUUGCAAAUAUGCUUCCAUGUCCAGUGGCUGGAUGUUUGUGGUACUCCCACUCAGCUACAUUGUAUGUGCAUUUAUUUACAUGUCAUCAAGAAAUGAUAUCUUACGGAAGUACAAUUACACAUGCAUUUCGACGUCAAGAUGUACGUGAUUAUUGUUUUUAUACACAUCUUCAAUAUGUUCAAAAUACUGUAUAUAUUGUUACAGUGGCUUAUGAUUGUUAUAGUCGUACUUUUGUCGCAACAAUACAGCAUGUAUCAUCAUAUGGUGAUAAUACAAGUGCUUCUUCAACGACAGCAACAUUAAUAGCUGGUGGUAUUAAUAAUAUACCACCUUCUGGACUUAACUAUAAUAAUACUAGACAGCAACAAAAUCAUUGUGAACAGCAAGGUCAUUCUUGGACAGGACAUGUACAACCAUACACAGUUCCUUUAGAUGUGUUGCAUGCUGAUGGCCGUUGUUUAUUCAUAGAUCCGGCUCCAUCUGCUGUUGUUGAUCAUAUAAUUGUUGGUGUACACCUUUCAAAUUCAGUAAUGCCUUAUGAUCCAGAAACAAUAUCUACAUCAUCAAUGCUUGCUUGUCUUUGAAUAAAAUAAUGGUUAUAUUGACUUAGAACUAUUUUAUAUAACUGACAUUUUAACUUUGCUUUUGAUUACUCAUUGAGUUCCAAUAUUUUAUUUUUUUAAAUUAUUAUAAAUUUAUUUUCUGUUACAAAUUUAAGAUUUUUUCUUUUUUGU